Messenger RNA from Klebsormidium nitens, 3660 nucleotides. NCBI's taxonomy places the organism in Eukaryota, Viridiplantae, Streptophyta, Klebsormidiophyceae, Klebsormidiales, Klebsormidiaceae. The record is from the annotation of a GenBank genome assembly.
GCAGGCGGUAUGCAUGGGAACCGACUAUGUGGCCCCUUCCACCUCAGCAGGGCCCAAUCUGCACACCAGAGGGGUACAUCCCCGGGACUAGCGCCGCCAGGACUCGGAAGCAGCGGGAGACACCCCUGCAGGUCCUUGUGACGAAUGCCUGGAGUUCCUGUCUCAGAAUGGGGUCGUCUCCCUUGAGCCGCCCAAGGAUAACAUGGAGAAGCUCAGCCACCUGGGACUGUCCUUCAUGUUCAGAGGGGGCAGCUUGGUGCUAUGGGACAAGGACGAUGACAAGGAGGCCAGCCAGGUAUCCCCAAAACCGAAAAAGUCUCGACAACAAGUGGACGACGAGCGUUCUGCCAAUCCAGGGGCCACCACUUCAGCGGAGAGUCCAAAGGCCGAGGUCCCUGCUGCCCAAGCUGGCCACGUCUCCACCUCUGUCAAAGACCUCUCGGCCCUGUUUGCCAAGACCACCACCUCCCAGGAGCAGGGCGUUGGGACCCCCGCAGCAUCAGCUGCUGCUCAGGCAACCCUUCAAAGUGCUGCGAAUGACGACGGGCCCCCGCUGCGACUGACUACGCCAGCCGACGACUCUCCGUCUGCCAAAGACGACGUGGCUCAAGUGCAUCCAGAGGAGCUCGUCGACGAGGAAGCCAAGGCCACUGGCGGCAAGGACACUGCGCACCCGGCUGGAGCUGACGCAAGCAGCGGUGUCAAGGAGGUGGCGGGGAACAAGCGUCCAAACACAGGUCGUUUGGAGGAUGUUAACAAAACUCCGGUCGACACGGUGCGCUCAGGACGCGCUUCUCCGCCGCAAGGCGUCGAGCCCGACGGCGUUGUUCUCUCCGACCCCACGGACACCAAGGAGAAGGGCGUGUUGGAGACCCCUGGCGACGCCACUGAGAGGGAGGCCCCUGCGGCUGACGUCAGCGGUGGCGCGCAACCACACGGAGCGAGCGAGCCCCGAGUCACGACCGGUGUGACGGGAAUCGCCGCUCCGCCGCAAGGUGUCGAGCCAGCUGGCGCGUUCCUGUCUGCCGGCGACGUCACUGCUGAGGGACCCCCGACGGCUGCAGGAGAGGAGGCGGAGGACGCCGCUGACGGGAACGUGGGGCACGGUACGAGAGGCGACGUCAGCAGAACGGCGCAGGCAGUGAACGAGAACGAGGAGACGAAGGAGGACGAGGGCGUUCUAUCAGACAAGGUCCAGGGAGUCGGCAGCUAUGAGGACCGCACUCCCCCCGGCCAGGAUGUUGACGUCACCCCGCCGCCGGAGCCGGUUCAUGAGGGCGAGCCCGACGCACGCAUGGCCGCCGCCCGCGACCGUCUCGACCUGGCGAACGAGAUCCUGACAAUGGAGACGGUCGACCUCCUGGACGCACUGCUGGAGCUGAGCGGGGGGGUGCUCAAAGGCGAAGCCCCCGCGCUGUCCGUGCUCGAAGCUAAGCGGCAGGCGGGGACGCUCCCGUCGGAUGGGGGCGGCGUCCUGGAGCGCAUCGUCUCGGCCUACAAGACGAAGACCGGCAACCCGGCUGGAAAGCAAGUCUUCAAGAAUAUCCGAGACUGGGAAGCCGCCCGUGAUGCUGUGCUGGAGGCCGACUUCGCGCUCCUGCAGACGGAGGAGAAGCCGGCAGAACCGAAGGACGGAGAGCGCAGGGAAGGACGGGGGACAGUGGAAGGGGGAGGAAUGGAGCGCCAGAUUACGGCUGGUCAAGGCGGGCAGAUCGCGGCUGUUGAAGAAGAUGUACAUACAGGAGAAAAAAGUACUGGCAACGGGCUGACCGGUGGCGGGGCGGAUGACGAGCAGGGGGACGAGAACAAGGAGAAUGAGACCGGCUUCGAGCCAGAGAGCGAUUCUGCGGAAGCAAACAGGCGUGGUAUUUUAACAGAAAAUGGCCAAGAUGAGGGAGAAGGCGUUGGCCAGGACGGAGAGAGGAACGCGAGACGGACGGGAACCAAGUCCGGUGGAGGGCAGCGGCGGACCGUGGAGCUGAACGAGAUCGACGGCGCGAAGGGCGUCAGCGAAGAAAGCGACGCGGGAGCCGAGAGGGACGAGAGCUCCGUGGAAGCGGCCGCCGUCGGCGGCAGGGUGUCCAUGAUCCCGCAGGCGCCUCACCUCCGAUCCCAGACUCCUGCGAGCUGUGACUACGUGACGGUCCGCGGCAGAGGGUCCGGGGUGGGCGACGCGGCGUCGCAGCGCCUGACGCGGAGCCGGAGCGUCAGCCCGGGCCGGCCCCCGCGCUACGGGGAACGCCGGCGGACGCAGAGCGCAAGCGGCAUCGCAACGCCUGCCAAUCCCGGCUACGUCAGCUCCGCCGGAUUGCUCCACGAAUCUAACGCAACGGUACAAGCCACCGCAACCCCCUCCACGUUUUGCACCCCCACCUCCGAUGAGCAGGCCCCUCUGAAGAACUGGGUGGAGAAGCCGGCCGGCUGCGCAUUUGUGGUGGGCGGGGGCGGGCUGGCUUUGGCAACCGGCGGCCAAAGCACGGCGACGGCGGCAGCAAAUGCGAAUGGGACGGGGACAAUCAGCACGGCGGAGAAGUCCGCUACCAAGAAGGGCAGCAAGGCGUUCACCGAGUGCGAGGUGCGCGCCGUCGUGACGACCAGUUUGGCCAGCGCGGGGCCGGUAGUUGCAGCGGCGGGGGGCCAGAGCGAGCGGGUGCGCACCACGGCGCGACAGGAGACGGCGGCAGCGGAGCAGGAGGCGGCGGCGAGAGAGCAGGCGGCAGCCGCGAAAGAGCAGCAGGCCGUGGCAGCUGGAGCGGAUCCGUCCCCCGGAGUCUGGGCGGAAGUUCUCGCAUCUCUCUUGGGUGAAGAAGACACCGACCCCAAGUCGCGGCUGGACGGGGCGUCAAAGCCCGUCGGCGUCCACAACGCGGACGUCGUGGAGGAUGAGAGCGUGGCGGCGGCUGUGGGACUGCUGCGCCUGGCGUCAGCGGUGCCAGAGGAGGAGGACUUCGAGACCAUCCUGGAACCGGGGGACGAUGCAGGGUCGUGGUUGUGCGACGGGAAGGAAGCAGCGGAUGCAGAGGGGGCCGCCGAGAAUGGGGAGUUGGUUGAAAGCCAGAUUGCGGGGGUCGCGGAGCGUUGGCUCCAAGAGUAAGCGUGCUGUGUAUGUGCAAUUGCGUUGAUGCUUAAAGCUGAGAAACUUCUGAUCGAAUUAAAUGUUCUACAAAGAAUUCAGUGGUUCAUAUAGGUGUACUGUGCACGCGAACGUGAUGAUCUCUAGAUUGAGCCGAGAACUGUACCAUGACUAAACAGGUGUCCUUGGUCGGUGACUACAAGGGACUUAAAGGCAGAGUGACAUAAGUGUACUGAGCACGCGAGCAGAUCGACUUUCAAACUGAGAUGAGAACUGUAUCAUAGUUGAGCGAAGUGUCCUACAGUCGGUGACUGGCAACCGGCCUUACUGUAAUCAAUUACAUGCGGCGACCAAGAUAACGCAGGACGAAAUCUCUUUUGACGCAAUACGGCAUAUAGAUUCUUAAAAGAGAGCUAAUCCGACGGGAGGUGUAGGAUAACUUUUUACUGCUGGUAUGAUUCUGUAGUAUAGAAUGGCAACGCUGGUUACUGAUUAAGCAGCACGUCGGAGGUUUCCUUGCACACUCCAUUUGGCUUCAUAAAGAUAUUGUCGAGCAGGAGCAACCAUCGGCUGUUCGAUAUUCCCAA